GUGUACCAACCAUCCGGCAUGAGUCGCUACGAACAUGGGCCCCCGCCGUCCUCGUCAGCGUACGCCUACAACCCAUCCUCGUAUGCGCCUUCUCAUUACUCGCAACAGUCGCCUUAUUACAGCGGCAUGUCCGACUACGGCGCCCCUUCCGAGCAUCGACAGGAGCGAUCGGUUUCCAGCACGCGGGAUGGGCGGGGGCGCCGCCCGUCUGUAUACGGUGCGCCUGUGGUUGAUUACGACUCUCCCUCAGCUGCCUUUGAUGAUGACGAGCCCUUGGACGCUGCCCCUCCUGCGCCGCCACCACCACCUCGGGAGCCUCGCCCCCGCCUUCCCUCUCAUUCUUCCCAUGAUCGCGACGAGGACUACUACCGUCGGCCACCACUGAAGCACAAGAACACCCCGCAUAUCAUCCAGAAACGCCCAGAGCCGCGCAAGGGUGUAUCUGCACCAUCCGUCACGUCCGGGCACUCUGCUAGGUCCUUUGACAUGGCUGACAUGAAGGAUGCUUUGCCUGACGGCUACGGCUACCGGCGGUCCUCCCGGGAGACGGUCGUGCCGGCGCGAAGCCGCAGCUACCGGCGCCCUACAGCGUAUCACGACUCUGCUAGACCCUCGCGGAUUGCCGUGGAGAACUCUCGUCGCCGUCAGCCAACUAUCUACGACUUCCCAGACGACGAUGAUGAUGAAGACGACGAUGACGAGGAAGAGGAUGACGAGAUGGAUGAGAAGCAUCGCGAGGCGGAGGAGUACCAAGCUACCCGCACAGUGAAAGCACCAGUGCCCCCGGCGCCACCCGUGCCCUUGACGGCAGAUGCUCUCUUCAAGGCCAAGUCCUCCCAGCGCGCCGAGAGCGACAGUGGAAGCCAGAAGAGUCGCAGCAGCCGUGGGAGCGAUGCCCGCACACAGAGCGGUAGCAACGCUGGAUCCAAGCCAGAAGAGGACAACAACAUCGUCAUGACGCUAAACGGUGUCACGAUGAGUUUCCCUCAGGAUGGCGGAAAGAAGAUCAGUGUCCGGACCGGCGAAACUGGGGCGGUCGAGCUGAACAUCGAAGGCAAACAGCGGCCGAAAAAGUAUUUGACCAAUGGAUCGGAGUACACUGGCAGCGUGGCUCAUAGUCGAAGGGAAAUCGAAGAUGCCCGACGGGUAAGGGAAAUUGAAGAUUCCCGGCGGAUGAGGGAGAUUGAAGAUGCCCGGCGGGUACGGAGUGAUCGCAAGUCAGAUCGUGCCAGUCGACGCUCUAGCCGAUCGACCUACGGUGGUCGAUACUAG
Molecule: messenger RNA, 1272 nt
Organism: Aspergillus niger
Lineage: Eukaryota; Fungi; Ascomycota; Eurotiomycetes; Eurotiales; Aspergillaceae
Exons: 1
Source: RefSeq, a predicted model, not a curated record